AUGCUUCGUCAUGAUCUUCAACAAAGAUUGCCUGAAAUAUUAAAAAAAAAAACUAAACCGAAAAGCCAAGGAUCAACUUCUACUGAUGAUAUAAAUUUGGAAAAUGCUAGUGUUGAUAUUCUUUUUGAGAAAUUUGAUGAAGAUGAAGUUUCACAAAUUGAUAUCGAAUUACCAGAUUUUGAUACGAAUAACAAUGAGCUAGUAAUGGAAGAGUUUUUUGAUAUGAGAAUCUUUGAAGAACAAAUUAUAAUUGAAGAAGGUUCCCAACUCCAAGAAAAUACUAUCAGCAAUGAAGAUUGGUCAAUUGAUUAUAUCUUCCGACCUUAG
Messenger RNA from Dentiscutata heterogama, 327 nucleotides. NCBI's taxonomy places the organism in Eukaryota, Fungi, Glomeromycota, Glomeromycetes, Diversisporales, Gigasporaceae. The record is from the annotation of a GenBank genome assembly.